Messenger RNA from Arachis stenosperma, 1451 nucleotides. RefSeq lists its product as uncharacterized. Bases 238 to 1242 code for a protein of 334 amino acids. The transcript has 5 exons. NCBI's taxonomy places the organism in Eukaryota, Viridiplantae, Streptophyta, Magnoliopsida, Fabales, Fabaceae. The record is from RefSeq and is a predicted model, not a curated record. Gene Ontology annotation, molecular function: peptidyl-prolyl cis-trans isomerase activity. Gene Ontology annotation, biological process: protein peptidyl-prolyl isomerization.
CGCAUGAAGAAAAAAUUGGCAACUUGGCAUCCCAAUUCCCAACCCAAUCUCUCUAGAUUAACUAAACUCUCUCUUGUUCUGAUUAUUCUAUAUCUCUCUUCUAUUUAGCACCACUUUCAACAACUAAUCAUCCUCCUCUUCUUUCUUUUUUUUUGGGCGGUCAACGCCCUCUGCAUUUUCCACUUCAACCAAAUCCAUCUCUUUCUUCUUCUUCUUCUUCUUCUUCUUCUUCUCCAAAUGGGUCGCAAGCACGAUGAAAAAAGUACCAUUCUUUACAACCGUUUGAUCCUUCUCUUGGUCUCCUUUGCUUCCUGCGGUUUCGUCUACUUCUUCCUCUCUGCGGUCCUCACCAAAAACUCGUCCAUUUCUUUGUCUGCGUCGUCGUCGUUGGCAUUGGUCGGAGAAGGAGGUGGUGGAGGGUGCUGCAGAGGGAUUGAGAAUUUGGAGCUAUGGGGUGCUGCAGUGAAGUGGGGUUCUGAUUUUAAGUUCAACAGCUCCGAAGAUUGCUGCAACGCUUGCAAAUCAAUGUGCACCGGGAAUGAUGGACCAUGCCUCUGUGACACGUGGGUGUUCUGUGGGAACCGUGAAGCUUGUGGAUCCAAGUUCGGUGAGUGUUGGUUGAAGAAGCAGAAGGACAGCUUAGCCCCUGAAAAGCAAGAUGGUGGGCCUCCAGGGGAAGAAAAUUAUUGGAUUUCUGGUCUCAUCUUUGGAAAAGGAGAGGGUAUUAUUGCAAUGGAAACUGAAUUUGGAACUCUUCAUAUGAAACUUUUCCCUGACUGUGCUCCACACUCAGUUGCAUACAUUCUAGAGUUGCUGGCAUUGCGCCACUGUGCAGGUUGCCAAUUUUACCGUGCAGAGAGCCGAGGUGAAUCAUGGGAUUCAGAAGGAAACCACAUAAAAAAUGCUGCUUUUGGUCCCCCUUAUGCAUUGAUUCAAGGGACACUUGAAGCACAAGGCACGACAUUCAAGAAACUUCCUGCUGAAGAUUGUCCCACAAUAAGAAGGGGCUCAGUUGCAUGGAUUGGUCCUGGCCCAGAAUUCUUUAUUAGCUUAGCUAACCAUGCAGAGUGGAAACAUGAAUACACUGUCUUUGGUUCUGUUCUUCCAGAAGACUUGCAUGUUGCUGAGAAAAUUGCUACCCUCCCUACAGCAUCAGAUGUUUGGAACAACAUUAAUGUCACCGUUUUGGAAAGACCUGUCCCCUUGUCGCUUGGUAGAAUCAAGAAGAGGCAUGAAGAUUAAAAAAAGAUAAGCCAAAGUUGCUAUUGCAUACAAGGAUUGCAAUUCUUUUUUGGUUUGAAAAGCUCACACUUUUUUUUCUCCUUUCACAUCCUGUGUAUUAAACGUUUAUGUAACUUAGUCACUUUUUUAUAUUAAUAUCAAUAUUAUGUUAUUGGAUGAAUUUGUGCUGUAACUCUAAGAUCUUAAGUUUGAUUGCAUAGAUGAAUUUG